AUGGCGGUUUUGGGUGCAAUUCUUGAGCAUGGAUUGCAACGAGUUUUACCUUUACUUCACUCAUCGUUUUUCACCGGCAACUCGGACGAUUCGCUCACCGAUGCGGCAACACUGAGGAUUUUGGCGGAGAAUAUUCGAUAUUAUGACGCCGUUCAACGAGUGUCGCUGAAACAAGCAGCCGAAUCGAUCGAGAGUUUCCUCCAAUUGAUCUCUUACUCAUCAGCUCUGGUAUCAAAACUGAGUCUUGACGUCGAUCGAUGGAUUGAAAUCCUCAAAGAAGUCCCGCCAAGUAUGACAAGGGAAAAGAUUGCAGCGCCGAUUGCAAAAUCAAAAGUUCGGAAGAGAAAGGAACAAAGACUAAAUCGUUUCCACCUGGUUGAGGAAGAGUCCGAGCAACGGGAGAAUCAAAUGCAAACAUCUUUGCCACCUUUUUAUCCAACCGAACUUAAAACGUAUAAUUUGGUGGAUGAUUCUUUCACCGACGACGAGAACUUCAUCGAAAUCAAUAUGGCUACAGUUUGGGAGCGGAAAAUUGUCAAUUUCUAUAUGAAAGCCUACAACACGACCAAAAUCGAGCGCUUCUCUAAAGCCGACAUUCUCGUUUUCGCGUUAACGAUUUUGACGGGAGCACAGGAAAUCCUCGGAUUCGCAGCUUUUAACCCAAAAUCUUGGAAAUUUCCGAAACUUUGUGCCGAAGACAAUGAAAAUCUCGAUUCUGAGCAACUGGGAAAUUUGACGAAAGUUUCGUGCAUUUUUGCGCACAUGAUCGCCCGAAUCACUCGAAUCCAGAAUGGGAGUUGGAUUCAGAAAAUGAUCAUUGAAAAUGUUAUCGAGAAGAUAGAACAGCUAACGGAAAUCUCUGGCCUCUUGAUCCAAGCGGCUUUCUAUGAUGAGGAGUUCGAACUCGCCGACUCGUCGCUCACAAAUCCGCUCGAUUAUUUACGCCUUCUGGAUGCAUUACUUUUGUGCUUCGACCAAGAGAUCCCAAUCUCGCUCGACUUGAUCAAAAAUCUCGUUGUAAACUGGUACAAACUCGAAGAAGAGCUUGAAAUCGGUGAAAAAGGUGCUGCGCAAAUUUUUGGCGAAAAUGUCUUGCUCAGCAUUUCAAAAACGCAAAAGCUGGCAAUAUCGGUGUCAGACUUGAAUUGC
Messenger RNA from Mesorhabditis belari, 1149 nucleotides. The record is from the annotation of a GenBank genome assembly. NCBI's taxonomy places the organism in Eukaryota, Metazoa, Nematoda, Chromadorea, Rhabditida, Rhabditidae.